AGCAUGCUGCCACAGUUUAAAUGACACCGCCUCUGCCUCUUCAGAAGGACAGGUCCUUCAGAGAGCAGCAGCCACAACAGCUGCCUACUCUUGUGAAAAACAUCAUCAUGGCAUAUAAAGCAGCACAUCUGGCUUUUAAGUCGCGCUGGCACAAGACAGACGAAGAACUCUGUCGCCACAGCAUGUCAUUUGAUUUACAUAAGGCAAUCCAGAAUGACUUCUUUCAGUGUUACCUUUAUCUGCUGGAAACUCUUCCCCUGGUGAAACUUUACGCUUUAACAAGCCAAGUUAUCAAUGGGGAGAUGCAGUUCUACGCCAGGGCCAAACACUUCUACCAGGAGGUACCAGCCACAGAAGAGGGCAUGAUGGGGGACUACAUUGAGCUCUCCAAUAUAGACAUUGAAUCCUCCAGGGAGUUUCUCAGGAAGUUUGUUGGGGGGGUGGGGAAAGCUGGCACCAACCGCGCCCUCGACUGUGGCUCUGGGAUAGGUCGGAUCAGCAAGCAUGUCCUGUUACCAGUUUUCAAGAGUGUGGAACUGGUGGAUAUGAUGGAAAAUUUCCUGGCUGAGGUCCCGAACUACCUGCAGGACGAGGAGGACAGAGUAGAAAUGUAUUAUUGCAAAAGCCUCCAGGAAUUCACUCCAGCCCCACAAAGAUAUGAUGUCAUCUGGAUUCAGUGGGUUUCAGGAUAUCUGACAGAUAAAGAUCUCCUGAAGUUUCUCAUCCGGUGCCAGAAAGGCUUGAAGGAUAAUGGUGUAAUCAUUCUCAAGGACAAUGUAGCCAGGGAGGGCUGUAUCCUGGAUUGUCUGGACAGUAGUGUGAUCCGAGACCUGAACAUCCUCCACAGCCUCAUUGAAAUGAGUGGACUCGUCAUCCUGCAAGAGGAGAGGCAGCAGGGAUUCCCUGAGCAGUGCGUCCCUGUCUGGAUGUUGGCCAUGCAGAAACGCCCUGCCCAUUCCUGAUUGCAUAAUGUGGCAGCAAAGACUGGACUACGGAUGGAGGACAAAGGGGAAGAAAAGCACCUGUAGAAUACUACUAGCUACCUACUGCUACCACUGUAAUUCCAAGGCAGCAACUUCUAAAGGAUCAAGAGAGAAUUACAAUUGAGCCAGCUUCUCCAGGCAAUAGUCUGCUUCUAAAUCCUGCCUGCUUCACCAUUUUUAAAAGACUUUCUGACAGCUCCUUGUAGGAUUUCUCUUUUAUUCAAGAGCCAAUACUACAACAGAACUAAACUAAAUACGGAAACUUCAGACUAAUUAUUUUCUAGUGGCUUAUAUGUUUUAGUGUGCUUUGCAUGAGGGGUGAAACAAAUAAGCUUGUUUUUCACUGGCAACUAUGUUGUCCUGGAAGUUAAGAAGAAUCUGUCAGAUCACUGAAGCAGAAUAUUCAAAUAACUUCUGGAAAACCUAACCUACCUUGCUUAUGUUUCUGCUCUGUAACAGUAGUGGUGCAUAAGGAUAUUUACACUUCAGGGAAAAGAUUAUAUGACAUAUAAGCAUGUUUGCUUUGAAAAUUUGUGCAAAGAUUGCCCCACAAUCCACUUUCUGGAAAAUGUUUUUUCAAAACGUUCACAGUGGAAACCACUUGAAAGCAUCUCUUUAUUAUUCAUACCACUGUAAAUUUCUUUCUUUCCCACAUUCAGAACAAAUCUGGCACCAUAUGCAGAGCUAAUGGGAUUUCAUGGGGUGUUAAUAGUUAGAAUGCAAAAAGAACUAAUACAGUAUUGUAUUAAUUAACAACUGUACUAAAUUGCAGAGGGUGUUAGUAACCCAAAAGCAUCUAUGAUUUAUAUCCAAACAGCAGCUGUGUAAGCCUGGAUUUGACAAUGCUAACACAUACAAUCUCCUUAGAGCUCACAGAAAUUACACACUGACCUUCUUGUCCCUUUCAUACGGGCACAGAAAGCGCUGUGGGAGGACAGGGUUCUUUUUGCAAAGAUUUUCAGAAUUUGAUGUUCUGCUUCAUUCUGAAUGAGUGCAAGAGGAGACAGUUUUGUUUUUGUUUACAGAGAAUAGUCAGUAAUGGUCCUAAUGAGAACUAUGGACAAAAUCAAACAUUUCCCUUGAAUUACGGUUCUAAAAUAAUUUACAUUUUAAAUUUUUGUUAUUAUAAUGCAGCAAAAAAUGUAAACGAAGCGUGGCUUGUUCAAAAUGUAAGAAUGGACUGUUCUGACUCUUUCAGAAUUUUUGUCUUAUUUUAUUCACCUGCAAUUCUGGAACAACUGACUGGCUUUUUUAAAAGUUGUGUUAUGACGAAUGUCCACGUUCAGAUGGAAAAGGUUCUAUGCAAUAUCCUCCACGUGGCUGUAUGCACAAUUAUCUUUGUCAAAUAUUGUCACCUGUGUAAGAUUGACUCACAUAGGAGCCCAAAGACAACAAGGGACAACAGGGAACUUCUCAGUUGGAUUUUAGUACUCUUGGCCAUCCUUUGAUAACAGAUUUCCAGAUUUGUUUUGAUUGUGUAGCUCAUCUUCUCUAGCAAUAUGAAUGCAUAUGUUGAGAAUUUCCAAUUCAUGGCAUAGAGCUUCAUGCUGUCAAAUCUUAUUCAGUAAUUAUUGUUGUUUUUUUUUUUUAAUGUGCCAUCACUGAUUGUAGCAUUAAGGAAAAAUAACUCUGGUGAUUUGUUGAAUAGUCUGGCAUGUCAUGUAACAUAGGAACCUAUGGCUCCCAUGAUGCAGAUUCUUCUGGAAUGUCUUGGCUAAUUCUUCCAUUUGAAUCAACUGGUAAUGAUUGCAAAUGUAUCACCCGAUGCUAAAAACACUAGGUGAAAUUUUUUGUUCUGGAAUUGUCCCUUGGAAUAAGGGCUUUUAAUUCCCAUUAAACCACUACAAUUCUUUCAUUCCCUUUUAGCACCAGUUAAAAGCUGGUGCCGUGAUUGGGUGAAUAUGAAUAUGUGCAGAAAUUUGAAGGAAAACCAGUCAUUAGUUUUGCAGGAAAGAAGCAUCAGUCCUACAGUUAGCUAUACUCAUUAGCAGUAACAGGCAAAUAUUUAAAAGAUCUAGACAUGCGUUACAAAUUAAUUGGUUCUACAUCAUUUUCUCUUCCAGCCAGAAACUUCUGCCAUGGUGCAGAAUACCUGGGAACUACUGGAAAUCCUCAUGUCUGUGCCAGGCUUAUGUGAACAAUGUUGGUCACUUCAAUGACAAGACAACAGCAUUGUGGAAAUAGGGAGGUAAAUAAUUGUAUACAACUCUAAGUUGUUGCUUACAGCUCUUAUCGUGCAGAAUACAUCAGCUGUUCAUUUACACACCAGAGGGGUGCUGUCCCAAGGUGGAUACAGCAUGAAAAGUGAUUAGAACAAAAGAUAGAAUAUCAAUAUCUGGUAUCAUUAUCAGUGAAAUAGAUUUUUCAAAGUAAAAAAGUUUUUUCUGUAUUUUGUACAUCUCUCUUAUUUUAAUUUCUAGACUAUAUCUGCAUAAACAUGUAGUGAAAAUUAGUUAUUUUAACUAUGUUAAUAGUUAAUGGAGAACGGAGCCAAGUAAAGUCUUAACUUAGUAGAAAAAAAAGCAUAUUUCAUGGUUACCACAUUCCUGAAAAUUAAUGUUUCAUGGCUAUAUUGCUUCCACAGUAAAAUAUUAAAGCUUUUCUGGUGACAUAAUGAACCUCAAGAGUAAAGAAACACAAGCUCCCCAGGGGCACAGAUGCAUGGGAUUGCUUAUGACAGAAUAAUAUUUUGUUUUCCUCCUUUUCCAAGUAUAUUUUAAUUCAAAAAUUCACAGUUAACUGCUGUAGGCGGUGUUACACUCCUAAAAAAGUGCAUGAAUUUGGGUAAGGGCCAUUCUUGGUUUAAAAGUUCUGGCCUCUCUGGACUUUGCUGUAGAAUGUAAUAAUAAUAAUAAUGAAUCACAAAUUUCAAAGAGAAGAUCUUGCUUAGAAACCAUCCAUGCAUCAGAUGCUCUUUGGUGUUCAAACACUGGAUGAGAACUCAGUUGCUCUGCCUCAACUUCCAGGCUGUUUGAAACAUGCGUUUAAAUCUUCAGCUCUUCAGUUUGCAGUGGGAGUUUGAAUCCCAUUUGUUUGGUGUUCAUUUAAGUACUUGCUCCUGAUCUCAACGUUAAGAGGAAUUUAAUCCAAUGUCAGUACCCUAGUUGAAGCGAGUGUCACGGAACACUCAGGAUCCUGCAAGCUCAAACUGCAGUUCACCACUGACAGGUAAUUAAUGAAUUAACAAAUUAGUCAUUCAAUCAGAUAUUACUCCCAGGCAAACUGCUAAAGCAGUCUCUUAGCUAAGGCAUGCUAAAGCUCAUUUCUGCCAUACCACUGCCAAAACUCUUCAUAAUGUCAGGUUGUCCCAUAUCAGGUUUGAUGCUUAUUUUCUGCACGACUGAAAGCCAGUGUCAUUUAAUGUAUGAAUGAGGAAUGUAAUGAAAGGAACGAGAGGCUCCUUGCCAAAGAGAUCCCUUAGCCCUGACAGCCCUUAGGUGCUACUGGACCCAAAACAAAAUAUAGAAUCAAUCGUUAAAGCACUGUGAAUAGCAAUCCCAACUGUGCAGCUCCUGCAACCAUUGCAGCUCAAGCUGUUCAUGUUCAGAAAGCGACCCAGACGUUACAAAUGUCUUUUCAUUUCUGAUUGGAAGGGAGAGCCGUCAUUUUGAAACAUAUCUCUGAAUGGAUAUUCUAAAAUAUUUUGUUUCAGAAAUACUGAAAUGAUCGUAUCAAAAUUUUUAGUUUGUAUUUCUUGUUUGGAUAUUUAUAUAAUUUAACCUAAACUUAAAGGUUAUGUGAGAUGAUAUCUUAGAUAAUACAUGAUGUAGUGUUGUAAUAGUUGAAGUGAAACAUUAGUUUCAUACAAAAUAAUAAAUUCCAUACAUUUCCUGGCCCCAAAUUUAGUGAAACAAGCCAGUAGUUUCCAGAGGAAAGUAAUUUCAAGAACUGUCCUGUCAAGAAGUAUUUGCCCGAGCUGUUACUUUUCAGACAUAUUGCAUUGGUUCAGGCAUCUUCCCUAUGCCUGGCCUAGGGAAUAGCCACCUUGGGCUCUUUGAUGGGCAGCAAAAUAAAAAAACAGGCAUCUUCAGAGAAAUUCAGACCAGCUCAAAGUGAACUGGCUUGAAGUAAGAGAGUAUCCUCUCUCCUCAGUGGCUGUAGUGAAAGUGCAUCCUUAUAACUGAUUUAGUCACCUCUUUACUAAUGGCAAGCAGAAGUGCAGUGUGACCAGGGGAGCUGUGACUGUUGAAACCAGCAAAGAACAUGGGCAUGGAUACUGAAACACACAUUAAAAAUCAGUCGUGGCACUGAGGCACAACAUUAAUGUGAGGAAUAUUAUCAUACUACCAUAAUCAGUUGACACAGUGCCAACCGAUAAGAGAUUUAUCAGUUACACCUUAAAGUGCCCUGAGUGCCUUUAUACCAUUCUCUUGUUUGUCUUCCAUUCUGUUAAUCCAGAUCCCCAGAGAUUUAGGAUGGUGCAUCAGACAGUAGGCCUGUCCAGAGGAACCUGACUGCUACAUCUGAUUAAAUUCAGUUGUCUUGCAUCCCAUUCUUCUUUAGUUUUGAUGCUUCUUCUAACUUGCCGAGACAUUCCUCCUGCACUUGCCAAAAGUGAUUUGUUCUCUAUGGACAUCACCACACCUCACCGAAAUAAAAUGAGUUACCUUUGAUUUUAAGAGGAGGUAAUUCUGUUCAUCUGAGAGCAAUCACAGCGUGCUGUAUGUCAAGGAUGGAAGUUAAUACCCAUCUUUUUCAGUUGAUGUCACGUAGGCACUCCCAGACCUUUAUACAAACAAAGUUUGCAUUCUCAUCAUCACCAUAAACAAUAACAGUAUUUGAAUGACACUGUACAUCCCUAGACCUUGAUGCAUGUGUUAUCAUUGUGACUUGGAUGAGGAAACUGAGGCACAGAAGAGUGAUCUGGGCUGCGUUACAGUUCUCUAUAAGUGGGAGCUGUGAGUGAUUAACACCUCCAUGAAUUAGGCCUCUACAGGAACUAUGGAGUGUUUUGCAGGCAGACAUAAACUUAUUCUGUUUGUGCUCAGAGCGGAUUGAAACAGUGUGGCUGUGGUUAGCCUGCUUACUAGGCCAAGCUGGUAUGUCCUGCAGAGAGAGGACUCGCGCUGAACAUUGUGCUCAUGAACAUAUACAGCUUCUGAUCGUCUUGAAGCAUCAGUACACAACAAAGCAGUGUACACCUGCAGCAAAAAUAAAGACACAAAAUUGGUGGAGCA
Lagopus leucura (white-tailed ptarmigan) is the source of this 6160-nucleotide messenger RNA. It is a transcript of the gene NTMT2, whose product is annotated as N-terminal Xaa-Pro-Lys N-methyltransferase 2. The record is from RefSeq and is a predicted model, not a curated record. Gene Ontology annotation, cellular component: cytoplasm. Gene Ontology annotation, molecular function: N-terminal protein N-methyltransferase activity. Lineage: Eukaryota; Metazoa; Chordata; Aves; Galliformes; Phasianidae. Bases 21 to 962 code for a protein of 313 amino acids. Gene Ontology annotation, biological process: N-terminal protein amino acid methylation. The transcript is spliced from 4 exons.